Messenger RNA from Cherax quadricarinatus, 3427 nucleotides. RefSeq names its product vacuolar protein sorting-associated protein 18 dor (gene dor). Gene Ontology annotation, biological process: organelle fusion; endosome to lysosome transport; endosome organization. NCBI's taxonomy places the organism in Eukaryota, Metazoa, Arthropoda, Malacostraca, Decapoda, Parastacidae. Gene Ontology annotation, molecular function: protein-macromolecule adaptor activity. The record is from RefSeq and is a predicted model, not a curated record. Gene Ontology annotation, cellular component: endosome; HOPS complex.
ACCAUUUUCUUGGUACAUCUCCAUUAUUAUUAUUAUCAAUAUUAGAGCAAGCAUAACUUUUGAUAUGUGUAAUAGAGCUUUGAAGGCAUGUAGAGUGUUUGUAGAGGAUAUAAUGUGUUAAGAACCAUCGACUCAUCACCAACACUCUGGUCACAAGGGUGGGAGGAGCUCUGACUAUUAUACUACAUAAAUGACUCCACACACACUGCCUCCUACAAAAUAAUCACUCCAGAUACACUACAAGAAACAGUGACAAUAUUUUCACUGGUUUUGGGAUGUUGAGCAGUGUGGGAGACUGAGAAGCUCAGUGUUACUACACUAGUGCAAGAUAUCUUACACUGAAUGUAGUUGACAGCUAACAAGAAGGUUAUAUAGAAAAGUAAGAGCCAUGGCUACUUUAUUUGACCAGUAUGAGUCCCUGCAGUAUGGGCUGAGUGGCGGCUACAAACAUUCCAUACUUGGCACUACAACUUUCAAGAAUCAAAAACUGGAGGAAGAAGCUGCAAUAUUCUUGAAAGAUCGCCAAGUUAACUUCAUUCCUACACAUCCUAUUACUCAUCUAGUUGUGUCCAACCAUCACCUGGUCUUGGCCAUGGCUAACAAGAAGUUAAUACGAAUAAAUUUGCUUCAGUCCAACCCUAGCAAUAUAGAAGAUCAAGAAGUGGACAUUAGCAAAUUUGCUCUGCAAGCAAAGAUUCACAACAUCUUUCUUGACCCAACAGGACAGCACCUCUUGAUCAGUAUUGUGAGUAGAGAUGGGAACACUCCUGUAGACAUGCUUUAUCUGCCUCUGCGUUCUAAUAAGCCAAAGUCAACCAAUAAAUUAAAAGGUCAUCUUGUAACAGCUGUGGGGUGGAAUCAGAAGAACCAGUCUGACAGCGUGACCGGACCAGUUUUGGUUGGAACGAGCAAAGGAGUGAUUUUAGAAAUGGAAUUUACUUCGGAUGAAAGACUUUUCCAGUCAAGUCAUGAGGAAUAUUGUAAACAACUCUUUGACAUAGGGAAGGAUGUGCCUGUUACAGUGACUAUGUUAGAAAUCCAUAGCAGUCCAACUGAUGAGCUAAAAUUUCUUGUGCUGUGUACUACUCACGACAAAUUGUAUCAGUUUUCAGGGCAUAUCAAGUCUUUAGAGGAAAGGCCAGUGUUUGUGUCAGUUUUUAGUAACUAUUUAGGUUUACCGCCAAGGUUCGUUGAAUUGCCCAGUAAGUGGAAAAACUCGUGGCUUCAGCUAUAUCAUCCUCCAAAUUCUUUGACACCUAAACAUUUUGCAUGGCUUUCUGAACAGGGUGUGUACACUGGAGAUAUUGUUUGGACAGGACCGCCAGAUGAUAUGAUAGUCAAUAAAAAGCUCCACGCAAAUCCUGAAGGCAUUGAGAAUAACGGCAUUCCCUGUGGUAUGAUUGUUUGUGAGUUCCACGUUCUUAUUGUGUGGCCAGACAAGAUACGUGGAUUGUGCAUUCUUAAUAAUCAAGUUGUGUUUGAAGGUACGGUACCAGAGGAAUGUGGAAAAUUGAUUGGGAUAUCGAAAGAUUUGGUGAAAGGAACAAUUUGGAUUUAUGCAGAAAGAGGAGUUUUUAAGUAUAAGGUUGACAGAGAAGGGAGGAAUGUGUGGCGAAUAUAUCUAGAUCAUGGAAAUUAUGAACUGGCCAAGAAACAUUGUAAAUCAGACCCUUCAUGUCUGUCUGUUGUGUUGUUACAAGAGGCUCAAGACCUCUUUCAAAAGAAAGAGUACCUUCAGAGUGCUAUGCUUUUUGCUAAAACAUUAACUUCAUUUGAAGAAAUAAGCUUGAAAUUUGUUGAAGUAGAACAGGAAGAGGCAUUAAAAAUUUAUUUACAUGAGAAGUUGGAUGCCCUGAAAGUGAGUGAGCAAACUCAGGUUACUUUAGUGGUGAUGUGGUUGCUAGAGUUGUACCUCAAGCAGUUGGGGAACUUGCGGGAUGCAGGAAAGCAAAACACCCAAGAGUACAGUAACUGUGAUGAGCAGUUAAAAACUCUUCUUCGGGACCCAAAAGUACGUCAGUGUGUGACGAAUAAUUCAACGGCAAUUUACGAGUUACUCUCUUCACAUGAUGAUCAGGAUAAUUAUGUGAGUGUUUCACUGAUGCUCAAAGACUACGAUCGGGUGCUACGUCAUCUAAUGCGUCAUGGACGUCACACUGAGGCCCUGGAGGUAUUGGCAACAAGAGGGUCUGAACAGUUGUUUUACCAACAUUUUCCUGCACUGAUGCAAACUGUUCCAGAAGCUGCAGUAGAUGCCUUGAUUUCACAGGGUAGGAGAAUAAAUCCUAUAAAGUUACUUCCAAGCCUUGUUCAUUGCCAUACCUCACAUGGCAGUGGGGCAGAUAUUCUUCGCUAUUUAGAGUAUUGUGUUGAUAAAUUAGAAGUUACUGAUGAAGUACUGCAUAAUUUUUUGAUAACCCUUUAUGCCACUGAAGCUCCAGAAAAAUUAUUGCCGUACUUCAAGUUGCAGGGUGAUGAUAGUCAGAGUGUCCAUUAUGAUGUCAAAUUUGCUCUUAGGGAAUGUAUGUCAGUUGGGGAGGAUAAAGCAUGUGUGCACAUACUCACCACCAUGGGGCUUUAUCAGGAAGCUGUAGAGUUAGCAUUAAAGCUAGAUACAUCUUUAGCCAAGGCAACUGCAAAUCGUCCUAAAUAUGAUCAAGAUUUGAGGAAAAAGCUUUGGCUAAUGAUUGCAGCUCAUGUAGUUCAGGAAGAACAAGAUGUGUCACGUGCCAUGGAGGUCCUGAGGGAAUGUGAUCUUAUUAAGAUUGAGGACAUUCUUCCAUUUUUCCCAGACUUUGUAACAAUUGAUCAGUUUAAGGAUGCCAUAUGUUCUUCACUUCAAGAAUAUAACCAACACAUAGAAGAUCUUAAACAAGAGAUGGAUGAUGCAUCUAAAGCAGCAGAGAAUAUUCGUAAAGAUAUUCAGAAGUUUAAGCAGAAGUUUUCAUACGUACACUCACAAGAUCGAUGUUGCGAAUGCAACUAUCCUCUUCUUACAAGACCAUUUUAUUUGUUUCCUUGCUCUCACAAGUUCCAUCAAGACUGUUUGUCAGACUCAGUCAUGGGCUAUUUAAGUGAGGUAAAACAAAAGAAAGUUUCAGAGCUAAAGGGAAAAUUAUUGGCAAUAUCUAAUGAUGAGUGUGGAAUAGGAACAGCAGGAUUUUGGGGCGAUAGAGAGCAAAUUAGAGCAGAAAUAGACAGCUUGGUGGCAGGGGAGUGCCUCUAUUGUGGUGAAAAUGUUGUGUCCAAUAUCGACUCUCCAUUUAUCAGUAAUAGAGACUGGGAUGCUCUUAUGGCUGAAUGGCAGUAAGGAAGCUGCUUUCCAUAAUGUACAAUUUGUGAUCUGUUAAUUAAAGGAAGAUAAUUUUUUGUAAUUUAUAUAUAUUGUAUAUUUUACUUUAUUUAAUGUCAUAAUGUUUUAUAUAUG